Drosophila miranda is the source of this 4005-nucleotide messenger RNA. RefSeq lists its product as uncharacterized. The coding region runs from base 191 to 3976 and encodes 1261 amino acids. The record is from RefSeq and is a predicted model, not a curated record. NCBI's taxonomy places the organism in Eukaryota, Metazoa, Arthropoda, Insecta, Diptera, Drosophilidae. The transcript has 9 exons.
ACUCUGAGCUACACUCAGACGUGUAGUCGCAGUCGAACUGAUAGAUUGGGAUCGGACGGGUCUGGUCUGUUCUGGUUCUAUCGUGGCAGUGUGUACUUUCAGUAUUUCCUCGUUGAUUGCAAGCGACGGAAGUUAAACCCUAAAAUUACCGCAAAUUAAUAACUAAAUAAGUACGAAACGCACGCAAGAUAUGGAAAUACGUGUGGGCGUAGGCGAUCUGAUGAAAAUGGGCACCAAGCUGGUGGGCCACAAGAUCGUACAAUACCGGCUGGCCACCAAGCAGACGAAGGUCAUCAGCACUAGGAACGGCCAGGUGAAGGGUCUGCGCCGGAAGACCCUCUACGACGAGGAGCUGUACUAUGCCUUCGAGGGCAUACCGUUUGCCCAGCCCCCGCUGGGGGAGCUGCGUUUCCGAGCCCCGGAGCCGGCAGCGCCCUGGCAGGGCAUACGCGACUGCACGUAUCCUCGGGCCAAGCCCAUGCAGAAGCAUUUCGUGUUGAGCAUCGUCGAGGGUUCCGAGGAUUGUCUGUAUCUGAAUGUUUACGCCAAGAAGUUGGACACGGAGCAGCCGCUGCCGGUUUUGGUGUGGAUCUACGGCGGUGGCUUUCAGAUCGGCGAGGCCUCCAGGGAUUUCUACAGUCCGGAUUACUUUAUGAAGCAGGAUGUGAUCCUGGUCACUUUUAACUACCGCGUGGGUGCCUUAGGUUUCCUGAGCCUUGCCGAUCGCGAUUUGGACGUGCCCGGCAAUGCGGGACUCAAGGAUCAGGUGUUGGCCCUGCGCUGGGUGCGGGAAAACAUCUCGCAAUUCAAUGGCGAUGCAAAUAAUAUCACGCUGAUGGGCGAGAGUGCUGGGGCCGCCUCCACGCACAUGAUGAUGACCACGGAACAGACGCGCGGACUCUUCCACAAGGCCAUCAUGCAGUCGGGUUCCAUGUACAGCGAGUGGGCCAGCGAGCCACGUGGGAACUGGGCCUAUCGGCUCGCCUGCUCCAUCGGAUAUUCCGGCAGCGAGAAUGAAAAGGAGGUCUUCCGGUACUUGCAACGCGCCUCCGCCAGUGACUUGGCGACGCACUGCAUUGCUUUGAUCACGCAGGAGGAGAAGCGCAACUAUGUCCUGUUUGCUUUCACGCCAGUGGUAGAGCCGUAUGUGACCAGCGCUUGCGUGAUGCCCAAGCCACAUCGCGAGAUGGUCGCCGAUGCCUGGGGCAAUGAUAUCCCCCUGAUCAUUGGCGCCAACUCGUUUGAGGGUCUGUUCUCCUACCAGUCCACCAUGCAGGAUGCGGAUCACAUGCUCAGCGCCUUUGAGGCGCUGAUACCACGGGAGGUCCGCGACCAGGUGACUCCCGCAGAGCUCAAGGAUCUGAUAAGGGAAUUUAAGAUCUCGAACUUCGAUGAUGCCACGCGCGGUCGGAUGGAGUUCAACGAGUGCCUCCACCUGCUGUCCAUCAAGCACUUCUGGCACGGAAUACACCGCACGGUGCUCUCCCGCCUGGCCCUGGCACCCACCACGCCCACCUACCUGUACCGCUUCGACUUUGAUUCCCCGCACUUCAAUCACUUCCGAACGGUGAUGUGUGGCCGCCAUGUACGCGGCGUUAGCCAUGGCGACGACGUCUCCUACCUGUUCUACUUGCUGCUGGCCACCAAGCUGGACAAGUCUUCGAUGGAGUACCGCACCAUUGAGCGGAUGAUUGGAAUGUGGACAGCCUUUGCCGCGAAUGAUAAUCCAAGUUGUCCGCAAAUAUCCCCCGUGAUGUGGGAUGCUUUGGACACAAAUGGUCCACAGAUGUGCCUCAAUAUUGGACACAAUUUGGAGUUCUUUGAGCUGCCCGAAACGAAGCAGCUUCGUAUGUGGGAUAGACUUUACGAUAAGCAGAAUAAUAAUGAAAUGAAACUGUCCCACACGGCCAGUGUUUCCGCCUCGGGAAGCUCGAUCAUCUCCAACUUUUGGCUGAUGUUCAAGCAAUGCUCUACACCGUUUUCGGUCCGCUCAACGGGCAGCCAUUCGGCCGGGGCAAUGGCCGGGCAAUUGGGAUCUCCGGUGGCUGCAAAUGCCGUCCACAUGCCCACCAUACGUUCAAUUGCAUGGGGCAGCAUGUCCUUGUGCCUCACCGGCACCACACAAUGUGACGUCUCGUACGGCUCCACGACUGGCCCAAAGGCGAACAACAAGAAGCUGCGUAUCUCCUCCCUGAUAUUUCAGGACAUCCGCAUCCUUUUCGCCGCCCUUGUAGCCCAUCUGCUGGGCCAACCGAUACGCCCACUGGUGGUCGGGGCUCUCCACCCAUUCGCUCAGAGCACAGCCCGACUGGAGAAUGGCCUUGUGGAAGAGGCCACGCGUCUGUUCGGUGGUCAUCAUGAUGUGCAGACAGAGAGUGGCCCUGUGGUGGGCCGACGCCGCACAGCCGUCUAUGGCGACGAGUAUGUGAGCUUCGAGAGAAUUCCCUAUGCCCUUCCGCCAGUGGGGCGUUUACGUUUCAUGAACCCGUUGCCGGUGACACCCUGGACGGAGCCCUUGGAUUGCACGGAGAAGGGCCCGAAGCCGUUACAAAUGCAUGAAAAGAAGUUUAUAGAGGGUGCUGAGGAUUGCCUGUAUUUGAAUGUGUAUGCCAGGAAGCUCCAUUCACCGAAACCACUGCCGCUCCUCGUCUACUUCUUUGGAGGCGGCUUCGAAAUCGGCGAUGCAACGACUGACAUGAACGGUCCCGACUACUUUAUGAUGCGCGAUGUGGUUGUGGUCACGAUAUCCUAUCGAGUCGGGGCCUUGGGCUUUCUCAGUCUCAAUGAUCCCGCCGUGGGCGUGCCCGGCAAUGCUGGGCUCAAGGAUCAACUACUGGGCCUCCAAUGGAUCUCCGCGAAUGCGGCCAGUUUUAAUGCAGAUCCCAAUAAUGUGACGGCGUUUGGCGAUAGUGCCGGGGCAGCCUCUGUCCAUUAUCUGAUGCUGAAUCCCAAGGCGGAGGGACUGUUCCAUAAGGCCAUUCUGCAGUCGGGCAAUGCGCUAUGUCCGUGGGCUGUUUGUCCGAAAGCAACCCAAAUGGCGAGGCGGCUGGCCGACCAGCUGGGAAUGGACAAUGUGGAUGCCGCCACCGAUGCCAUGAUCUUGGACUAUUUACAAGUCCAGCCGGGACACAGGCUGAUGGAGAACCGUCAGAUAAAUGUGUCUGAGCUCCUGGAUGGUUUUAUAGUCCAGUUGGGGCCAACUGUGGAGCCCUACGAAACUGAUCACUGUGUGCUGGCCAAGAAUCCCUCUGAUCUGCUGGCCACUGCCUGGGGCAACAAGAUUCCCGUUCUUAUGGGUGGCACCUCCUUCGAGGGUCUAAUGGUAUUGGGCCUAAUGAUCUCGAAGGACUUGCAAAGCGUAUUGAAAAUUCUUAAAAAUCAGCCUCAGCGUAUGCUGCCGUUUGAUCUCCAGCGGGUCCUGUCACGUAUCAACGCCCGAAAGUUGGGCCUGACCGUGCAUGCGAUGUAUUUCGGGACGACCGCACCGAUGGAGUCGAUGGAGGGAGAGGUGAACUUCUGCGAAUACAUCAGCGACAAGCACUUCUGGUUACCCAUAAUGGAUGUAAUCCGGUCACGCCAAGACCCUAGCCUGGCCCCCACGUAUCUCUAUUGCUUCGACUAUGACUCGCCGACGUUUAAUCACGAACGUAUCAGGUGUUGCGGGAAAGAGUCGGUUGGCACAUGCCAUUACGACGACCAUUCGUAUCUGUGGUUUGGAAACUUCUCAUGGAAGCUGCAAAAAGAUAUGCCUGAAUAUCUGACCAUCGAACGCAUGAUUGAUAUUGUGACCACCUUCGCCGAGACCUCUGAUCCCAACUGCCAGAGUGUCCUCAAGCAGCUUCAUCCUACGAUAAAAUGGAAGCCUAUAGUGGACGAUUUCGAGUGCCUCAACAUUUCGGACACUAUUAAAGUGAUGGAGGUGCCGAACUUGAAAAAGCUGAAGAUGUGGGAGAAGAUCAUCAAGACGAAAUAUUAAUUAUAAAGUGAAAAUGUAAGGGCAUUGAA